Messenger RNA from Striga asiatica, 405 nucleotides. Lineage: Eukaryota; Viridiplantae; Streptophyta; Magnoliopsida; Lamiales; Orobanchaceae. The record is from the annotation of a GenBank genome assembly.
GUAAGAAGUGUGGAUGUGAACCGAAAGCAACACCGUCUAACGGUGAGCGGUUUCGUGGAGGCGAAGAAGGUUCUAAAGAGAGUGAAGAGAACAGGAAAACGGGCCGAACUGUGGCCCUAUAUUCCUUACAACCUCGUACAACACCCUUAUGUAGCUCAAGCAUAUGAUAAGCGGGCCCCCUCUGGAUUUGUGCGUAAUGUUACGCAGGCAGUCUUGAUGCCAAAUUCAGAUGAGGAAAGAAUGACUUAUUUGUUCAGUGAUGAUAACACAAAUGCCUGUUCUAUUAUGUGCAACAAAACAAAAGAUGUUUCAAGUCCAUAUGCAGUCUUGAUGCCAAAUUCAGAUGAGGAAAGAAUGACUUAUUUGUUCAGUGAUGAUAACACAAAUGCCUGUUCUAUUAUGUGA